Molecule: messenger RNA, 912 nt
Organism: Rhizophagus irregularis DAOM 181602=DAOM 197198
Lineage: Eukaryota; Fungi; Glomeromycota; Glomeromycetes; Glomerales; Glomeraceae
Source: RefSeq, a predicted model, not a curated record
AUGACUCAGAAAAAUAUUAAUAUAAGUAUAUCUGAAGGCUAUUCUGGUCAAGAUGAUAAUUGGAAUAAUCUUGAUAAUCUUUGGGCUGGCUGUUUUUUGUGUGAAGGAAAAGAUUUUCCUGACUUAAAGGAUAAGAUAGCAACAGAACGUUUAUGUUAUGCAAAAAUAUUGCAAAUAUUCUGGAAAGGAAUUAUUAAGGAGUAUAAAAAGAAAAAAAAAUCUAGUAUCUGCUCUUGCAUCUCAUUCAGAAAAUUUAAAGAUGAUUAUUGCAAAAUUACUAAGAAAAAUGCAUCUCAUUCAGAAAAUGUAAUUGAAACUCCUACAAAUGAUCAUUCCAUUUCAGUUAAAGAUGAUUAUUACAAGAUUACUAAGAAAAACAAUAUUAUUGACUUUUGUUGUGAUAUUCUUCAAGAACUUGAUGGCAAGUAUAAUAUUCAUCCAUUUUAUAAAUAUGAUGAAAAAGAAACAGCUAUAAAAAAUCCAAUAGAUUUAUUUACUAUAAAUUCAAAAUUAGAAAAUAAUCAAUAUACAAAACCUGUAACAAAACAAAUUCGAAUUUUAGAACAAAACAAAGAUAAAUUAGUAUAUAACCAAGUUGUAAAUAAUGCUUUUCUUAUUGCUUCAGCAUAUGAAAAUCUUGUUGCAGUUAAUUUAAUAAAAAAUCAAAAAGAUAAGUUUAAUACAAAUGUUCUAGAAAAAUUGGAUAAAAUUAUUGAAAAAGAAGAUGAAAAAGUUUUACUAGGAAGAUCAUAUGCAUAUUGGUCAAAAGAAUAUAAGGAAACUAAACAAACAACUAUAGGAGAAAUAUUAGACAGUGGAGUUAAUCAAUUAAAAUCAUAUAUGAAUAUUAUUUCAAAGGUAAAACAAGUGAUUAUUUUAGUUCAGGAAUAUUUGACAAAUGGAUUAAAAUAA